AUGCGAAGUUCUCGACCCAGUAAAAUCCUAAUUAGUUCUCGAUUGAAAACCCUUCUUUUCGUCCCAUCUAUUGUAUUUCUGAUUCUUUAUCUGUCAUCUUCCUCGUUUUCUGGUCAUUCAAACACUAGAAUCUCAUCACACGAUGAUCAAGAAUCGACCUACGUACCCACUUCCCUUGAUCAUAUCGUUUUUGGGAUUGCAUCCACCGUUAAUGCAUGGCCAAAAAGGAAAGAAUAUGUUAACUUGUGGUGGAACCCUGAUACAAUGCGUGGUUGUGUGUUCAUGGAUGCUCCAUUGGAUAAUGACACCUUACUUGAUUAUGAUUUUGUCUUCCCUCCAAUUUGCAUCUCCAAUGAUACCUCAAAGUUUCAUUAUACAUGGAAUGGUGGUCUUCGGUCUGCUAUCCGUGUUGCCCGUGUUGUAUCGGAAAUUGUCGCCUUAAAUCAUUCAAAUGUUAGGUGGUUUGUGUUUGGGGACGAUGAUACUUUGUUCUUUCCAGAGAACUUGGUGAAGACAUUGUCGAAAUACGAUCAUAACCUAUGGUAUUAUAUCGGAUCAAAUUCAGAGAGUUAUGUGCAAAACCGACAUUUUUCAUUUUCUAUGGCGUAUGGUGGGGCCGGAUUCGCGAUAAGUUAUCCAUUGGCAAAGGUUUUAGCGAAGGUUCUUGACUCGUGUUUGGAAAGAUACGCGCAUUUAUAUGGUAGUGAUGGUCGGAUUUCAUCUUGUUUAGCUGAGCUGGGUGUUGCAGUGACCAUUGAACCCGGUUUUCAUCAGAUGGAUGUCACUGGAAACGCGUUUGGCUUAUUAAUGACACAUCCAAUGAAACCGUUGGUAUCUCUCCACCACCCGGAACGUAUAGAUCCAAUUUUCCCACACAUGGCACAAACAAACGCCUUACAUCACUUAUACGAAGCUGCAAAAGCAGAUCCUCAUCGAAUCCUGCAACAAACAGUAUGCUAUGAUCGUUGGUAUUCAUGGACAAUUUCGAUUUCAUGGGGAUAUGCCAUUGAGGUGUUUGGGGUUCAUGUUCUUCUACCAGAUGUCCUUCGUGUUCCUGUGACAUUUCAACCAUGGCAAGGGACUCAUACCUUUAAAACAUUUUUUAACUUUGAUAUGAGACAACAUCAUCUCGACCCUUGUAGAAGAGCGGUUGUGUUUCAUUUGGAUCGAGUGUACUCACAGAGAGAGGGGAUUACGAGUGUUUAUAGAAUCAUGGAAACACACAAUUGCACAUUUGGUAUGACUUCUCCAAGGAGAAUCCAAGAGAUCAAGGUGUAUUCACAAAAAUUAAAUCUCGACUUGAAACAAUUGCAGGCGCCUAGACGACAAUGUUGUGAUAUAUUGCCUUCAUCGUCAGAAAAAUUAAUGGAAAUCAACAUUAGGGCAUGUCAUGAAGAGGAACUAGUAUAUAAGCGACCAUAA
Molecule: messenger RNA, 1422 nt
Organism: Lactuca virosa
Lineage: Eukaryota; Viridiplantae; Streptophyta; Magnoliopsida; Asterales; Asteraceae
Source: the annotation of a GenBank genome assembly